GUUUUAACAUAAGUGAAAAACGAGUGAGAAUCAUGUGACUACUAAACAGACGUUUCCAAAGAGUCGGCGCUCCUCGGUUGGAUUAAAAAAAAAAUCUUAAUAGAAAAUGGCGGUUGUUGUCUUGGCGAAUAUUUCGGGAUAAUUACUUAAUUUCCAUGUAUAAAAGUAGCGAAAAGUAUUAUUUCCAUCUUCUUUUUAUUAAUCCAAUUAUAUUUCUCAAAUAUAAAUGGUUGUGACUUGAAUGUGCUGAGUGAAUAAUAAACUAAAUGCCUUAUCAAGCUUCCAAACACAAACUCAAUUUUCUGUAGCUUUUAUCAAAUAAUCGACUUGUUCUGUGUAUAAUUUGUGUAUGAAUUUAUGUACGACAUGUGGUUUUGUUUUGAAAAAACCUGAAAACGGUAGUUAUACUUGUGUAAAUUAAGUAUUUCCAGUUCACGUGUAUUUGAUAUACAAAUGGGUGAAGUGUGUUAAAUCCGGUCUUUCGUUUGAUAACAAUGGGUGACACUGAGGAAUUCAAUACUUUAGCCUUUGAGAAGAGGCUGGCGCAGCUGAAGGACACACAGGAGAGUAUACAGUCCUUGUCUUCUUGGUGUUUGAAACAACGCGAGCACCAUAAGAAAAUAGUGGCGAGUUGGUUGAACGUAUUGAAGCGUGUGAAGGUAGAACAGAGGCUGGUACUGUUUUACCUGGCAAACGAUGUAAUACAGUACAGUAAGAGGAAGAACUAUGAGUUUGUGGAAAGUUGGGGCCUGAAUUUGCAAAAGGCUACACCUUUAGUCAGGGAUGAGAAGGUACGGCAUAAAAUCUUACGCAUCUUUAAAAUAUGGGAGCAACGGUCGGUGUACGAUGAGGAGUUCCUGUCAGACUUGACCGGCCUUCUCAGUGCUGGAGCUGUUAAGAAGACAGAUGAUGAUCCUUUAGACUUCCAACCACAGCAGCUAGUUAACAAAAUAAAGCAAUGCACAGUCCUAGAAGCGGACACUGACCUGAGGCUGAAGUAUAUACAUGAGAGCCAUUUACAGCUCUCUGACGCUGAUGCUCUUUGUGCUAGUCUUAAGGAUAGAAGUAACAAAGACGAUGUGGAGAAAGAAUUAAACGAGGGAAUCCAAUGUGUGGAGCGGUACACGCAGGCGUUGCAGAGGGAGAUAGUGGCAAGAGAAGCAUUGCUAGCUCUCCUGACAACUGCUAAUCAAUACUAUUCCACGCAGAGAGGCGAAGUCAAAGUUGUAGCUUAUGCGUAUAAAAACUUUGGCGCGCGCGUUCGAGCGUUGAAGCGUAAGUUGGACGAGCUGAUACCGACGCUGCCGAACGCGGCGCCUUCGCCCCCUCAGCGGGAUGAGGACGUGCCGUCGCCCGGGCCUGACGAGGACCUGGACCUGCCCACCGCUGGGGAGAAUGAAGGCGAGGACGACAUAUCAUACAACAUAGAUCAAACAUUCAACACGUCUAUGUCUGCGGACGGGUCUCUCUACAACCUGGGCCUCUCUUCCUUCCUCACCUCAGACAACCCCAUGGCGAUCUUCAAUGACUCUGAUAUUAGUGCCAACAAAAUAGAAGUAAUAAAUUCAAGGCCAAAUGAGAAGCAAGAUUUUGACAUCAACAAUUUUUUGAAGACGUUAGUACCGAACGAAAGUAACCAGUCGAAUUCGGACAAUAGUUCAGUGCAUAGCUCGACGCUACCACAGAAGGGGGCUUCACUGCCGGGGCUGGAUCUGCUCACCCCCGAUGGGGCGCCCAAUCCGGCGCCGCCCACGUCUUUCUACGGUACCACCACCAUCACUGAUGAUCCAGAGCCCUACCACCCUGAACUGAAUACUCAAUGGAACAAUAACAGCGCGUGGAGUAUUCCGCCGGCGCCGGUGCCGCCGCCGCUGCUGCGCGGCGUGUUCCCCGACACGCCGGAGUCCCCGCCGCCGCAGCCGCCGCAGCCACCGCCGCCGCGCGCGCCCGUCUACCCUCACACACAGGACAUACCUCCAGCAGACGUGGAUCAUAGAGGGAUUCUGCCCCCGCCGCCGCCGCCGCCCGUUUUGCCUUUAUUAGGGAAUAUGGAAGACGUCGACCAUAGACUACUGCCGACGUUGCCGCCGCCGCCGCUUCCUAACGCGGCCGUGCGACACCCGACAGGACAACAAGACGUGGACCAUAGGAAUCUAAUUUCCCUGACGCAUCAGCCGCCUCGGCCGAUCGCCCCGGUCGUUGAUCUCAGGCCCGCUGCACCAAAAAUAGACCAAGACUACAGAGUUCCCCCGAUGGUGCCUCCGAGCGACAUUGUCGAGAGUGUGGACAUGGAUCUCUCAGAAGACGAAGACCAACGAAUGUACCAGAAUCAAAACGAACACAGACGCAAUAGCUUCAACAACAACAAGGUUCUUGUCGGAGGCGAUAAUGGGAAGACUCAUAGGGAGAAUCAUAAGGAGAACCAUAGCCUCGUGCAAAUAAACAGGGAGUUUGAAGGUGACCAGUUUGAUAGGGACCCGGUGAUUGCGCCGCAUUCAGCGCCGAUCUUACCCCCACUAUCUAACCCAUUCGACAAUAUGCCUGUAGGACUCAAAACCCUCAACAUGCCUAGUAUGCAAUUACCUUUCAACAAGUCAUUCCCUCCUUUCCCGAGAGAAGAAAAGGAAGAUAACUCAAACGACAGUGCCUACGAAGAAGAACGUAGGCUCGAACUCCAGUUGGAGGGCAGGAAUCAACCCUCACCAGAGUUCGAAAACUUCAAUGAAAGUGAGUGGCAACAAAGACCUUUUAAUAACCAAAGGUUCCCUAGAAAUUGGGGGCCGAGGACUAACUUUAGACCCCCGUUUGGCCCCCAAAUGUGGCCCAGGAACGGACCUAGGCCCCCGAACAGAUGGAUGGGCCCGCGGCAAAGGUUUUGGUGAUCUGUGAUUGUAAAGUGUAGUGUAAAAUAGUAUUGAAGUGGAAAUAUUGCAGUAAAUAAACGUUGCAGAUCUAGUUCAGAUUUAUUAAUUGUAGAUUUUAUUCUAUAUUGUACACCAAAGGCAUAGAAUGAAGAAUAAUAUAACGUAUAGGAUGGUAACUCCGUCCCGCACCAAUUCGUAUCGGGCGCCGAUUUCACCCAAUCUCGGUCUUACUUUAGUCUUAAAUGGCAGAAAGCCACUAAGGAGUAAGGGACUGGGUCUCCGCGCUUACGCGUUACACGACACACGGUAGCAAUAUUUUUUUUGAAUGGAGUGUCCGGCGUGUGGAAAAGAGGUUCAAUCAUUAUUAAGGCGAGUUAUUAACUUGAGUUUUCCUCCAGAAAACUGCUUUAGAAAACAAAAAAAUUACAAGAGUAAACAACACUACAAUCUGUUCAUGUUGUUGUAUCAUGUUAAAAUGCCGCAAAAGGAGGAUCUAUACGAGAAUGAGUAUACAAUUUAUUAGGUCUGGUAAUUGGUUGAGUAUAGUAAGGUAUAUUGGGGGAUAGAUAUGAGAAACGCAAUAGAUACACUGCCCAUAGAAAGAGAGAGGUAAUAUACUACUCUCUUGCUCUUGCAUAACCAAGUACAAAAUGGUAAUACUUCAACAGAUGUUAUUUUUGUUUUUAUAAGACUUACUCGUGUUUGGGAGAACCCUACAAGAGAAAAGUUGGAAUAAUUCUGACUCGGACGGUAUUCGAACCCGCAAUGCCAAGCCGGGAUGAGUCUGGUAACCAUUAUACCACUGCAGUCCUCAUUCUGUCCAUGUGAAUUAUUUGAUCAAAAAUCUGUAAAGUCAGUAUGUUGAUUCCCGGUUUCGGAUUCCCAGUCAGAUGUUCGAUUUUGGAGCUUAAGAAGGCCAUAUUGAAACAAUUCAUCUAAAAAGCAAUAUUGCAAUUGACAGUCAACAAGUGUCAAAUAACAAUAUUGCUUUCUUAGAAGAAUAGUUUCAAUUUGGCCUUUUUAACCCUCCUUAUCUCUGUGGGAUAGCCUAAAGUUGGCGCCCACUACUUUUAAAGGGCUAUUUCACUGGGUCAAAGAUAAAUUAUAAAAUGCUAAUCUAGAAAUAGAAGCCAGUCUGAGAUAAUCAAAAAUCAAUCUCAUUUUACUUUUCGACUUAUUCGAGAAUUUUAUUUAUGAAUUAAGUUACAAUGAGUACGACGUUUGACCGCUUUUAUUAAUUACGUCACAGGACAGUAUUUCCAUACACACUCCAAAGAAAUCUUUCGUUUUGACGUUUCGUAAAAACUAUCUCAUUUGGCUAAGUUGUCGAGUAGCAUAUUCUAAAUCGGAAGUGCCUAAUAAUAAACAAAGCCUUAUAUACUUUAAUAUUUGAUACCCAUUUUUAAAUAACAUAAGCAAAUAUGUAACAUAUUAUACAUACAUCAAAGUCAUCAAUGUUUAAUAACAUGUUAUAAAUGUUGCAACAAAAUCAGCGUAUUUUUACUGCAAUAUUUAGUUGUAAAUAAAUUAAUUAUAAAUUAGGUUAGUCAAAUAAGGCAGUUUAGUGAUGCAGAUAUGUGAGUAUGGUAUAGUACGAUAUACACAUUUGGAACACAAACCCACAGGCAGGGUGGAAAACCGUGUAACCUUUUUUUGCAAAAUCACAGACGGAUGUGAGAAAAAUAGACGCGUUAUUUACAAUCCAGGUAAAAGUUUGUGGUCUUAAUUUAUACGCGGAAUCUUCUCUUCUACCAAUUUCGUCAACCCUGGUGUCAGGAUUAUUAUUGAGCCGCCAAACACCCCUGAUGUAACGACUACAUGCUUACAUCAGUACCACUAACCGGGACCAACGGCUUAACGUGACUUCCGAAGCACGGAUCAUCUUACUUUCGGACAAUCAGGUGAUCAGCCUGUAAUGUCCUAAUCAAACUAGGGAUCCGAAAGUGAUAUUUGUGAUAUCCCCACCGGGUUUCGAACCCGGGGCCAUCGGAACGUGAGUCCAACGCUCAACCACUGGACCCCAGAGGCCGUUAUACACCCGGAAUAAAAUUAAUUAAAAGAAAUCAAGGUUUUGUUGCAGAAAAUUACAACACAAUGUGAUUUUUCAAAAAGGCGCUUGCGUGGUUUUCGCUAUAAUGCGACGGUAUAAUUUUACAUAAUGUUAUUUGGCAACGGGAAAGUUUAUACUAGUUGAUUUGAUAAUCUCAGUUAUUAAACUUUAAAAAAAAUAUCGAAUAUGAUUAUGCUUCAAAGUUGAUGGAAAGAGACAAUAAUUUUCUUAAUAUGGUAAUGUUCUUUAUAGUGUUUUAAAUCUGACAUGCUUCUUAAUUAAUUGGGAAAAAAAUCAAAAUACACAAGCAAAACAAACAUAUCAACCACUAGAUUCGCAAUGAAAUGCAAAGUUUACUGGAUUUUACGAGUAUUUGUUUAAAGACAAUAGGGUAUUUGACUGGGUCAAAGAUAUAAAAUGCUAAUCAAGAAAUAGAAGCCAGUCUUAAGAUGAUCAAAAAUCAAUCUCAUUUAACUUUUCGACUUAUUUUCGAUUUUUAAUUAUCAAUUGUAACAAUGAGUACGACGUUUGACCGCUUUUAUUGAUGACGUCACAGGACAGUAUUUCCAUACAAACUCCGAAGAAAACUUUCGUUAUGAUGUUUCGUAAAAAAUAUCUUAUUUGAGUAGGUUGUCAAGUAGCCUAUUCGGCCAAAACUGCACUUUUAAUAGUGACAUUGGCCCUCUAUUCCUGCAGACACCUAAUUUUAUUUUAAGUUAUACCCCUCAUUUUCUUAUCCGCCGAAAAGGAAAGGGACGGAUGAUUAAAUUAAUUUCAAAAUGAAUGUAUGAAUGAAUAAAUAAAUCGGGCAAAUAAGGCAUCACGCUGAUAUGUAACCCGUUUGACUUUUGCUGUCAACUUAAUUCUGUCGGGUUAUUGGCCAAUAUAAAUUUUGGGAGGAUCUAGUUUUUCUGGCUAAAAUUGACGUGUCCCAUUCCCUUUUGGCGGAUAAGAAAAUGACAGGUAUAACUCAAAAUAAACUUAGAUGGUGUGUUCUGGACUCAGCAUCGUUAAGGUGUAUAUUUUACAUAGGACAAGUAUAAAAAGACAGAUUACAUAAAAACCGCACUGGGUAAAAAAAAUGUGUAUCCGUAGUCAAACCAUUAAUUUUAUACUUUUUUGUAAGACUCAAGACUUAUUAUACUUAAACGUAACAUGAUAAGAACGACAGCAGGAUAGACAUAUAGUGCAUCGCUUAGUGCGAAAGAGAUAUAUCUCUCGUCUCUUUCGCACUAAUGGUAUACAGCUUAGUACGAAAGAGACGGGAGUAUAAUCAUGUUGCGUUUAACAGGGAAUAAAUUUUUAUCAUUAAUCGUUUCUAAAUGUGUAUGUGUUGUGUGGAAUAUUGUUUAUUUGAUGUGUUGAAACGCACUAAUGUAUAAAAAACCGGACCUACCAAAUCUUCAGGUUAGGUAAGCGGAUCUUGUGAAUGUCGGCAUAACGCUAGGGAGACGGAGAUGGUUGAAUGUUUUGGAACGCAACCUAUGGUUGUAUGUGAGUUAAACACUAAAAUAUUGUUUCCUGAAAAAUUGUUUUCCUUUUCUGUAAAUGCCCUCACACGCUUGACUAUUUUAUAGAGACUGUUUUGAAAGUCCCAUUGUGGAACGUAUACUUGUCAAUUUGCGAUUUUUAUGUUCCUAAUUCUACAACACGAGCGGAUUAGUGGAAAUUCUUGAGUUAGAUAUACCAUUCUAUUUUUGUUGUAUAAUACCUGUCACAUUCUGUGGAAAUAUAGUAUUUUUGUAUGAAGGAUUUAAUUUCGCACGAGUGCGAGUGAGAUAGAAUUAUGAUGCUUUCGCUCGCACUGGUGCGUACUUAAAGAUAAAAUAUUAUGUUGUCUUCACCGAUAGUGUCAGCCUAAUGAGGGUCUUUCCAGGCUACGUUCACUAAAAACAAUAUAGAUGGCGUUGUACAGUUUUAACGUGAUAAUUGCCUACUUUCUCAUUAGUCGGGUACAUAAUUAAUACAAUAUAAUUUAAUGGCAGAAGCAUAAUAUAUAUACUGGGUGUUAGUGACAUCGUAACGAAUACUGAGGGGGUUGAUUCAGACCAUGAUUCUGAGUUAAAAUCGAGUGGAAUUUUCCGUCGCAAAAUUCAUGACUUUUUUAUAGUUUUUUUUAAAUUAUUUUCAAUUCUAUACUUUUGCGAUGGAAAGUAUGGAUUGGAAAAUAAUUAAAAAGAAAAGAAAAAUUUUCAUGAAUUUUUUGACAUGAAAUUCCACUUGAUAUUAACUCGGAAUAAUCAGAUGAAUCAUCCCUCUCAGUAUUCGUUACGAUGACACUUACACCUCGUACAAGUACAUACGGUAGCCAUAUAAGUAGGUAUGGGUGUUAGUGACACCGUAACAAAUACUGAGGGGGAUGGUUCAGACCAUGAUUCUGAGUUGAUAUCAAGUGGAAUUUUGUGUCAAAAAAUUCAUGAAAAUUUUUCUUUUCUUUUUAAUUAUUUUCCAAUCCAUACUUUUGCGACGGAAAUUUCUACUUGAUAUCAACUCAGAAUCAUGGCCUGAACCACCCCUCAAAGUUUUCGUUACGAUGUCACUAACACCCUGUAUAAAAAUAAUUGUUGUUUGAUAUUUGGAUCACAUUAUGUAUAGAAUCAUGUUGCUACCUAUAUUGCUUCUCUUUAUUUUGAUCAGAAUAAUAAUGGGUGGGUUGAUUGAGGGGAGGCCUGUGCCCAGCAGUGGGACGUAUAUAGGCUGUUUAUGUAAUAAUGGGUGGAAGAUGUAAUUGUGCUUGGGUGUAAUAAAAAAGGUCAUCAUUUAUACCCAAAAACAAAGAUAAAAGAUGCAUAUGUCUGUUAUACAUGAAAUGAGAAGGUUAAACGAAGGAAAAUCUAUACAGCGCCAUCUAUAUUGUUUUUGAGGACCGUAGCCUGUAAAGUCCUUUGUAAAAUAUAGUCUCGAAUUAUUUUAUAGUUUACAAAAUGUAUUGUUGAGUAAAAGAGUGUUUCCUUUUAGACUGAAAUAGUCACUUUUUCACGCACUUUAUACAUAGUAAAGUAUUUUUAACGGGUCGAUACGUCAUUGAUCGUUACUAAUUUUGUUUUCCUGACGUUCAAUCCUUAUCGACCCGUUAAAAAUAGUUUACUAUGUAAUAGCCUGAAGUUAACGAUUUCAGGCUUUAUUUUAGAAUUGUAAAAUAAAGAGUUUUUUUAUAGUUGGAAAAGUUGUAAAAUAGUCAAGUUAUAGUUAGAUAAUAGUCAAGAUAUAGUUUAAAGUUUAAUAUAAAAAAAAAAUAGAAAUUCGCUAUGUUUCGCAAUACUGGCUAGGUUGACAGCGGUAUGGAGUAGAAUAAAUGCUUUUUGCUUACUAUAAUAAAGCUUAAUAAUAA
This is a messenger RNA of Pectinophora gossypiella (pink bollworm), 8245 nucleotides long. Its product is annotated as regulation of nuclear pre-mRNA domain-containing protein 2. Gene Ontology annotation, molecular function: RNA polymerase II complex binding. Gene Ontology annotation, cellular component: RNA polymerase II, holoenzyme. The transcript is spliced from 15 exons. The record is from RefSeq and is a predicted model, not a curated record. Bases 495 to 2882 code for a protein of 795 amino acids. Gene Ontology annotation, biological process: mRNA 3'-end processing. NCBI's taxonomy places the organism in Eukaryota, Metazoa, Arthropoda, Insecta, Lepidoptera, Gelechiidae.